Messenger RNA from Moneuplotes crassus, 294 nucleotides. The record is from the annotation of a GenBank genome assembly. Lineage: Eukaryota; Ciliophora; Spirotrichea; Euplotida; Euplotidae.
AGAUAAUAAGAUAUUCUGCUUAUAAAUGGGAGCUACUUGUUGCAGUGAUUCUUCAUAUUAUGAUAAGCCUGAUAGAUAUGGAGUGUACAAAAAGCCUAACGAAAUGGUGCUAGAGAAUGAUUACAACCAAAAAGUUGUUGAUACAGAGCAAAGGAAGUGGAACACUAGUUAUUAUGAAGAGCUUAAUCACAGAACGAGAGGAGGCAUCCACUCUAGUAAAAAAGAAGAUAAAGAGACUGUAACUAUUUAUCAGUUUUAACAGUUCCAUCUAAUUGUAUUUUGUCAAUUAAGUUU